AUGUUAGGAACACAAGUUCAUCAGACAGGGGAGGUCGUGACUUCAGAAUACAUAUUUCAAGAAAUGCUCAAAAACAGAAAACACUUUGAAAGAGAAGGGAGUAUGCAGGAGAAGGAGUUGUAUGUGGAUGAGCUAUUUCAGACGCUGUGA
Messenger RNA from Plasmodium fragile, 150 nucleotides. RefSeq lists its product as uncharacterized. The coding region runs from base 1 to 150 and encodes 49 amino acids. The record is from RefSeq and is a predicted model, not a curated record. Lineage: Eukaryota; Apicomplexa; Aconoidasida; Haemosporida; Plasmodiidae. The transcript is spliced from 2 exons.